This is a messenger RNA of Plasmodium gonderi, 1521 nucleotides long. RefSeq lists its product as hypothetical. Bases 1 to 1521 code for a protein of 506 amino acids. Lineage: Eukaryota; Apicomplexa; Aconoidasida; Haemosporida; Plasmodiidae. The record is from RefSeq and is a predicted model, not a curated record. The transcript has 3 exons.
AUGGCAUCGGAGCCCUUCGAUGAAGCUGAAUUUAUUGAGAAAUACUACAAUUUCAGAAAUCCAGAAGGGGCUAUAAAAUUAGACGAAAAUGAAGAAAACAAAGUUAUUCAAUUACUAGUUAAAUGCAAAAACAAAGUAGAACAUGAAACAGAUGGGGACGAAAACAACCUGAACAACUUUAUAAAGGCGUUAAAAAUUCUCAUAUUUUAUAUUCCGCAUAAUGACUCGAUUAAAGAAAAAAUAACAGAAAAGAAAAUAUACAAAAACUUAUUUCUAGGGAGGCAAAAUGGUGGUAAUAGUACAAUCACAGAAACUGAACAAAAUGUAGGUUUGAUUAACUCAAAGGAGAAUCAAAGUAAAAACAUGGACAGCAACGAUUUAAGUCAAGUCCAUUCAUUAUAUGCUGAAGUGGACAAAUACGAAUUAAUAUUUUUAAUUAAUUUAAUAACUCAUAAUGAGAAUAAUACGGAAAUAUUUCAAUUUCUCUACCCAUCAUACUUUUAUUACAUUAUAACAAAACAACUUAAUAAAGAUAAUAUAUUUAUGCUCCUAAACAACUUUAUAAUAAACCAUAGAACUUAUGAACAAUUGUGUAUGAUGAAAGAUUUUUCUUUUAUUCUUUUUUUGUCUCUUUGGGAUUCUUUAAAAAAAAUUAAAAAAAAAGCAACUAUUUGCAACUAUUUUUAUAUAUUUAUUGAAAAUUCAUUGAAAAAUGAAAAUAAAUUAUUUUUACAAAUUCUACAAAAUAUAAAAUUACUUAAUAUAUAUUUUUAUCAGCACAUUGAAAAAAUGAAUGAAAAUAUUAUUUCUUUUUUUAAGAAAAAUACCAUACCAAUUAGAUGGAAAAUUAUAAAUCGAGGAAAUAAUAAAAGUUAUUUAUUCAAAUACAUCGCACUGAUACAUAGACUCAUCCUUGAAGCAGUAUAUAAUAUCCUUGAUGAAAAAAAUUUAGAAGUAGAACAAAUUUCAAAAUAUCAAAAUUUAUACAGAAAUAUAAUUGAGCAGAUAAAGGAAAAUCUAAUAUAUAUAAACGAAAUAAAUUAUUUUUCCAAUUUUAAUGAGGUUCACAUCGAUGAUAUAUACAACAGAAAUGCACUUUGUAUGGAUAUGUUUCUAUAUUAUAAAAAAAACUUCAAUUUAGAAAUUUUCAAGCUAAUUUUAUUUAUUUCUAACAUUUUUAGUGACCAUUAUGAAGAAUUGGAUUAUCUGUCUUGUUCAGAAAAAAAAGAAUUUAUUGAUGUUAUUUUCACUUAUUUAAAAACAAUAUUUAGAAUGAGAAAUGAUCAUUUAUCAAAAAAGGAGGAAAUUAUUUAUCAUAAAUUUGUUUUAAAUAGAUAUAUUAUUAGUCUUGUAGCCAACUUUUCUUCAGAUAGUACUAUAUCGAAUUAUAUAAAAAAAAUAAAUGGUCUUGACAUUUUAAGAAAAUUUAUGUACAUUGAUGAUAAAGACACCUGUUUAGCAGAAUAUUCCAUUUUGGCUAUUAAACACAUUAAAGAAAAUGAAAAUUUGGAUGAUCUCUAA